Trichoplax adhaerens is the source of this 1170-nucleotide messenger RNA. RefSeq lists its product as uncharacterized. The record is from RefSeq and is a predicted model, not a curated record. Gene Ontology annotation, cellular component: endoplasmic reticulum membrane. Lineage: Eukaryota; Metazoa; Placozoa; Uniplacotomia; Trichoplacea; Trichoplacidae. The transcript has 6 exons. Bases 1 to 1170 code for a protein of 389 amino acids. Gene Ontology annotation, biological process: lipid storage; lipid droplet organization.
AUGGAUACAUCCUGUUCAUUCCCCACUGCCAAUGUUUCUUUGCGUACCUUUCCAAAGCAACUUAUGAGUGGCCAGGUAUAUCGAGUUAGUUUAAUCUUGGAAAUGCCAGAAUCACCUGUCAAUAAAGAUUUAGGAGUGUUUAUGGUAAAACUUACGUUUGCCUCCAAGGAAAACUAUAGAGUUACUACCUCUUCGCGUCCGGCUAUACUUCGCCAUAAGUCGUGGCUUUUACAUUUUUUCUCGACUACCUUUUUUGCAAUGCCUCUACUUACUGGAUUCUCCGAAGAAAAGCAAACUAUAAAAGUAGAUCUAUUUGAAAACUUUUUAGAAGAUACGCUCCGUCCAGCAGCUUAUGCUCAGGUCGAAUUGCAAGCUUUAAAUAUCGAGAUAUAUUCGGCUUCAUUGAUUAUUAAUGCCCGCUUUUCCGGCUUAAGGUAUUUUAUGUAUAAUUGGCCUCUAACCGCUGGUAUACUGGGAGUAUUGGGCAACUUUAUCAUGAUUUCCAUACUACUUCUCUUACUUUGGGAUUCUAUUUUCGAGGUGGUACAACGCGAUCGUAUUUUCGUUCCAAUCUCCGAAAAUAAUCUUUCGAACGUAGAACGAAUGCUAACUGAUUUGGAUCGAUCGUAUUUACCAGUAUUUUGUGAUAGUAACUCAGACUUACAUACGAAUAUCGCAAAUGCUAUAGUUAAUAUUAGCAAUACUGGCUUAAUUCCUGCAGUUAGAUUUGUGAGUUUAUCUGCAAACGAGGUUCGUAGUGUACUUAGAUCAGGUGAUCAUCAAAGAUCAAGUCGUCGCUUUGAAGAGAAUGAUAUUGAAAGCAUCAGCUCUACGAAUAAUAUAGAUGAUAAUUCUUUAGUAACCGAUGCUGAUAAUGAGGAAAAAUCUGAUCCCACUCGUAUACAAAGUAUGCCUACUGUUGGCAGUAGUACUCAGCAAGAUGAAAGUACUCCAACGGAAAGGAAUGAUGAUGAUGAUGAUAAUAACCUACAAGACACUGAAAGACAGAUAAGGGAUCUAGAUGGUGAUGAUAAUAUCAUUGAGAGUCAAGUGUCAGAAUCGGUGCUAGAGGAUAACGAUAAUUUGGUAUUACGUCGUAGGCAACGAGCAAGUGUAACUGAUGUAUCAUCUAACGUAGAGCUUGAUUCUGAAGAAUCGUCCAGAAAAUAA